AAAAAUAUAAUUUUACGUUGUAGUUUUAUAUUCCUAACCUCUUGAAGUCUGUAACUGUGGACCUGGCUUUCAGUUCUCUUAAAGAAUGAAUAAAUGUUUCUCUGUGCCAUGUUGAUUCUAGAAAUACCUGCGACAUUAAGUAACAAAAUGAUUUUCAACCAUCUCUGUACACACUACACAGUGAGGGUAAAUUCACUGCACAUUACCUCGUAGACGACGCAUCAGAGAGAAAGUGCGAACGAUCAGAUGUCUGAAGCACGAUUUUUAGUUCUGUGUAUGAUCUAAGCCGUAGCCUCUAUGCCGUAGGUUAUGUGUCGGUUUUCAUUUACACUUCUGCAUCGUUGUCCGCGUCGACAGGCAAUGACCACUAGUCGUCCAAUUGUGUGAAGAACUGUUUGAAUGGGCACGACGCCUCUGAGUAGUCUAACAGUGAAUUGAGUUAAAAACUACACUUGGUACAUUUACUGGAAAACCAGUGAGUCAAUUAUACGUCCCCUGUUUGGUGGGAUGUGUCAUGAACGGUAGACAGAGAACCCAGACGCAGACAGAGGUGGUGGAAAACAAUGAUGGGUCCGAUGUGACGUCAUCAAGAUAUUAUCUUCAUUUUAAAGGUCUGAAGUGGACCAAUAGACCCAUAUGUGGUAUUGUUUGUAAUUGUAGACUCUCUAUUUUCCACAGAUAUGAAUAAAUUUGGACAUUUAUGUUACUAUAAGAUAGUUAUUUACACUUUAUUUGGACUAUCCCCCCGUUUUUGUACAUUGUCCAAUAUUCAUAUUCUUUAUAUCGCUAAAGAUGGGCAAAGAUGGGCAAAUCAUAUAUCAAAUGAAAGCUCUUAUUCCCAGGAAUAAGGAUCCACUGUUACUUUUGUUUUUUUAAUCACAUAACCAACAGGCUUCAAAUACAACUUCACCUAAGAAAUACACAUUUUGUAAACAUGCUAGUGAAACAUUUUAUAUUUGCUUUGUGAGAUAGGAAAUAGUGACAAAUUCUACAUCAUCUCUUACCUUAGAUUCUCUUCUACAAAAGGAGCACAUUAUCACCGUUUUGUGUGAUUGUUCGCACGAAUAAUCCCUUGCUUUGUCUUGUAUGCGCAAAACACAACAAAGCAUUGUUAGGAUAUUGACAAAUUCUGGAAAAUAUGAAAACAUCCAAAUGACAUGCAUAUCAUCCGAAAUGUAAGACCCUCAGCUUUGCAAUGAUAUGACGCACGCUCAGAUCGGCCAAUCAGAAGGUGAGGUAAUGUAACCUAAGCUAGAGGAGUCGUGUACUGACUAGAAAACCUGAACAUCGUGACAUCAUGUUUCUUAUUCUCACAUUCAACAGUCUGAUGUCAAGAGUCAAUGAUAGAGGAACUAGAUCACAUUAUCUUCUGUCAAAUCUUCUGAGUGUGAGUGAAGCACAAGUGACUCAUGUGUUCAUCAGUUCUGGUGAAAGUGUGUCUCUGUCCUGUAAUGAUGCUCUUCAUCAAUGCUCCUCAACUUCAUGGUUCUACAGUAAAUAUAUAACAUCAUCUACAGUAGAAAUGUUUGAUAGAGGAAUAAAUCAGAAUAACACAGAGAGAUCUGAGAGACUGAGUCUGACAUCUAACUGCUCUCUCAACAUCUAUAAAACAACACAACAUGAUCAUGGACUUUACAUCUGCACACAAUAUGUGAAUAAAAGUCAACAUGGAUCUUAUUCAUAUGUUGAUCUACAUGUUCUUCAUGUGUCUUCAUCAUCAUCAUCAUCAUCAUCACAGACUGAUAUAAGAGCAAAUACAUCUGUCACUCUCUCCUGUCGGCUGUUUUCAUAUAACUGUGAUUAUGUGAUCAGUUAUUAUGGAUUUCAGCUAGUGUGGAUGAAUCAGACUGAUGUUGAUCUAAAGACAGACUCCAGAUAUCAGAUUAGAUCAGAUAAACUCUGUCUGAUCUCUUUGACUACAACACUUGUGAAUGAAGACGACAACACAGAGUUGAGAUGUGUGCUCAAACACAAGAAUGACAUCAAGACCUCAGUCACAUAUACUGUCAGAUUUACAGCAUCAACUACAACAUCACUAAUAAUAAGAGUGAUUCUAGUGAUUGUUGAGGUGUCAGUGUUUGCUGCUCCUACUGUCAUUCUUCUUCAGAUCAUCUGUGCAGGAAGAGCGCGUGAGUUUUCAUCAUCAUCAUCAUCAUCAUCAUCAUCAUCAUCAUCAUCAUCAUCAUUCACCUGAAACAAUCCAGAAAACAAACAGCAGAACUUCAUCACUUUUAUUGACUUUUAUCUUCUCAGAAAACAGAAGAAGGACUCAGAACGCUCAUCCAGAAGACACAGUGAUGUCAGUUUUUGAAUAAAUCCUCUUCAUGAGUAAAUUACAGCAGCUUUAUUUCAUCAGAUUUUAUUCAUAUGUGUGUAAUGCUUUUAAAUGAAGUUUAUUGUCACGCCUUUAUUAAACUGAUAGUUUACCCCAAAAAUAAACAUCUGUCAUCAUUUACUCACCUUCACAUUGCUCUGAACCUGUUUAUAUUUACAUUGAACACGAAAGAAGAUAUUUUGAAGAAUGUGGGAAAGUAAUCAGUUCUGGGUCACCAUUGACUAUAGUAAUCUUUUGUUUGGUUACACACAUUCUUUCUUUGUGUUCAGCAGAACAAAGUAUUUGACACAGAUUUAAAAGACAUUGAGGGCGAGUAAAUGAUGAGGGAAUUGACAUUUUUAAUUAUGCUAACAGACUGAGUCUGAAGAUUUGUGUUACUGUGUUUGUGUAACGUUACUGAAUUGUGUUGAUUUAUAUCUGGUAAUUCUGCCUUAAACAUGUUUUGAUUUUGCAUGAUUGCUGAAUAAAAAGUCUGAUAUUGA
This is a messenger RNA of Triplophysa dalaica, 2817 nucleotides long. RefSeq lists its product as uncharacterized. The record is from RefSeq and is a predicted model, not a curated record. NCBI's taxonomy places the organism in Eukaryota, Metazoa, Chordata, Actinopteri, Cypriniformes, Nemacheilidae. The transcript is spliced from 5 exons. The coding region runs from base 1298 to 2194 and encodes 298 amino acids. Gene Ontology annotation, molecular function: MHC class II protein binding; protein tyrosine kinase binding. Gene Ontology annotation, biological process: T cell activation; interleukin-15-mediated signaling pathway; positive regulation of ERK1 and ERK2 cascade. Gene Ontology annotation, cellular component: membrane raft; external side of plasma membrane.